This is a messenger RNA of Notolabrus celidotus (New Zealand spotty), 1967 nucleotides long. It is a transcript of the gene adprs, whose product is annotated as ADP-ribosylserine hydrolase. The record is from RefSeq and is a predicted model, not a curated record. The transcript is spliced from 6 exons. The coding region runs from base 290 to 1456 and encodes 388 amino acids. NCBI's taxonomy places the organism in Eukaryota, Metazoa, Chordata, Actinopteri, Labriformes, Labridae. Gene Ontology annotation, cellular component: nucleus; mitochondrion.
GCUCAUGCCUCGGUAUAGAAUCAGACUCAUCGGUGCAGACUGCGUCCCUCUUACAAUGGAGACCUGAUGUAGACCCGGUCCAUGUGAUUAUAUAUCUAUGCGUGGUGACCCGGAGCUUUCAUUAAGGUCAAACAUCCUAUGAACGUUUCAGGAAGCGAAGGAAAGGAGGAGCUGGGUCAACAUUUGUUGUUGUUUCCUCACCUGUAUUCACCACCUGUCUGACGGCCCAGUCUGCAGGUCAUAGGAGAGUUUCCUCCGUAGAGUUUAAUUUGUUUACCCCGGCGGAUGAAUGGCAAUGUCGGCAGUGAGAGCAGCGGGGGGCCCGGCGUCUUUGUCCCGGUUCAGAGGCGCGCUGGUCGCGGCUGUGCUGGGAGAUUGUGUCGGAGGAGAGUUUGAAGGAGCGGAGGAGGUUCCCAUGGAGAGUGUGCUGCAGCAUCUGAACAGCCUGGACGACGAGACCAAAGGAAAUGGUAUCCUCGAGUACAGUGAUGACACAGCUAUGGCCCGCUGCGUGGUCAAGUCUCUGCUCACUCGUACCGGCUUUGAUGAGCAGGACAUGGCUCGCAGGUUUGCUAAGGAGUACAGUGCGUCUCCAGGUCGUGGGUAUGGUAGUGGAGUGAUCCAGGUGUUGAAGAAGCUGUCCUCCCCUCAGCUCACUGAUGUGUACCAGCCAGCCAGGGCUCAGUUUAACGGUCGGGGCUCCUUUGGGAAUGGGGGAGCUAUGAGGGCGGCCCCCUUUGCGCUGGCUUUCCCGGACCAGGUGGAUGUUAAAAAGUACGCUCAUCUUGGUGCCAUGCUGACACACUCCUGCUCCCUCGGUUACAAUGGGGCCGUGCUGCAGGCGUUAGCUGUGCACCUCUCCCUGCAGGGGGCGCUGGACCUCCCUCAGCAGUUCAUCAGCAGACUGAUCACAGAGAUGGAGGAAGUGGAGGCCAACGAGGAGACACGCAAUGAUGCCAGAAUUCUUAAAGAAGCAGAGAAGCCAUUCUGUGAGCGCCUCCACAGAGUGAGAGACCUGAUGGACAAGAGCAAAGUCAGCAUAGAGGAGGUCAUCUCUGAACUGGGCAAUGGCAUCGCAGCUCUCCACUCAGUCCCCACUGCCAUCUUCUGUGUCCUCCACUGCCUGGAGCCGCGGGACUGCCUUCCACAGAACUACGGCGGCGUGGAGAGGACGAUAGCGUACAGCUUGGCUCUGGGAGGGGACACUGACACCAUUGCAUGCAUGGCAGCGGCCAUCGCUGGGGCCCACUAUGGCAUCGAGACCAUUCCAGAAUCGUGGAUAAAGUGCUGCGAGGGGGCAGACGACGCAGACAUGAACGCAGAGCGACUUCACAGGCUGUACCACCAGUUAUCACAAGGUGGGGGGAGCAGUGCGGGGGAGCGGAGCUGUGAAGGUUCAGCUGAGAGCCAGUCAAAGGCUUCCAACGGCACAGACAAGAAACACGGAGCCGACUGAUUCAACAGCUGGUGUUUGGUGAAAGGACUCUUGAGAAAACACCCCCCCAAAAAAACACACAAACAACAUACCUUUCUCAGACUGUUUGUCAACAGGGAACCUGUGGUUGAGGGUCAACAUGAAAUGUUAUUUUACUUCAAAACUGCUCUUAGGUUUUCUUCUUUUCCUCGUAUCAACAGGUCAUGAGACCACAAAGCUUGCAAAAUAUAAAUAAUACUAAUAAAAAAUAAGCAAAGACACCGCCUGUUAGGAAACAAUAUCUGAGGCUGAACAAAGAAAAACAUCAGUCCCACCAGACAGAGGACACUGACUGUGUGACGACUGGAUCACAGACGUUCAUGCUGACUUUACACACACAGUUUGCACACAUAAUAACAGACUUCUCUCCUUCCUGCCUUUUCCUUUCUUGUGUUGAACAAUCCUUUGUCAUGUGAGUGUUGCACUAUGAAUUGGCCAUGUCUUGUUCUAUCCUUUUGGAUGAUAACUAUUUAAUAAACCUUUUUUAAAUUCA